Eupeodes corollae is the source of this 1438-nucleotide messenger RNA. RefSeq names its product histone deacetylase 11 (gene HDAC11). Lineage: Eukaryota; Metazoa; Arthropoda; Insecta; Diptera; Syrphidae. The transcript has 5 exons. The record is from RefSeq and is a predicted model, not a curated record. The coding region runs from base 121 to 1137 and encodes 338 amino acids. Gene Ontology annotation, molecular function: histone deacetylase activity.
GUCAUCAAAAUACAAAAUAGUUUUUCUAAGAAUAUGAAAAUGUGAACAAGUUGUUAUUACAUUUCCGAAACUCAGUUUUAUAGAAACCGAUAUUUUCUAUAAUCUUUAAUAAAUUUUCUAAUGAAAAAAUUUUGUAGACAAAAAGUUCAUCACGAAUCACCGCCGCAACCACCGGUGGAAAUUCCACGUGAUAAACUUCCAAUUGUUUAUUCCGAAGAAUAUGGAGUCAAAUUUUGUGGUCUUCAAAAGUUGCAUCCCUUUGAUGCUGCCAAAGGACAUCAUAUUGUUAAAAUAUUAAAGGGAGAAAACCUUUUAGCUGAGGGAAAUUUCUACGUCCCAAGUGAAAUCACCAAAGAGGAACUCUUGGAGGUUCACAAGAAAGAGUAUCUGAAAAGUUUGAAAUGGAGUAUAAAUGCAGCAAAAAUCUCCGAAAUUGUUCCUCUACUUCUCGUUCCGAAUCAUUUUGUUCAGCGAGGCUACUUACGUCCGAUGCGUUUCCAGACAGCUGGUUCGAUUCUGGCUGGAAAACUGGCCUUGACCUCGGGAUGGGCAAUUAAUUUGGGAGGUGGUUUUCAUCAUUGUUGUUCGUAUCGGGGUGGUGGAUUUUGUGCUUAUGCGGACAUAACACUUUUGGUGACUAAAAUUCUCCGAGAAGAAAAACACAUUGCACGGGUUAUGAUUGUAGAUUUGGACGCUCAUCAAGGCAAUGGUCAUGAAAGAGACUUUUGCAACAACAACAAUGUGUUCAUUUUGGAUAUGUACAAUGCCUCCAUCUAUCCCAAGGAUCAUGUAGCAAAGGAGAGUAUUAAGUGUGCUGUGGAACUGAGGCCAUUCACCGAGGAUGCGGCUUAUUUAAAAAAGCUUGAAAGAUCCCUUAAGGACUCCAUUGGACAGUUUCAACCUAAUUUAAUUGUGUACAAUGCUGGAACUGACAUCCUUAAGGGUGACUCCCUGGGUCUAUUGUCCAUUUCUCCCCAGGGUGUCAUCAAUCGAGAUGAAUACGUCUUCACUACUUGUAUUCAAAGUAAAAUUCCAAUUGUCAUGCUCCUAAGUGGUGGCUAUUUGAAAUCAUCUGCAGUGGUUAUUGCAAAUUCCAUUAUGAAUUUAAGAGCAAAAGGAUUGCUUGCUUCAAAAUAAUAAUUUAUUCAGAUAAAUCUUGGAAUUAAUAAAUCAAUCGGUGACAUUUUAAAGAAAUUUCGGAAAACCGUCAAUCGGCUAAGAAUGCAGUGAAUGACUGGAUAAUGAAGUAGGAAAUGAAAAUGUCAAAAUGGGUACGAAAGAGGCCUUUGGUUUAAAGCGGAAAUAUUGCUCAGAGAUAUAUGCAGUCGGUUUCAUAGGAAUGCUUUCGCUGUCAUUGAUUAGUGUGAUUGGAAAUUUAAAUUUUUUUUCUUAAAUUAACUUUUAAAACAAAUGUUCCUUUGAAAUAAGGAAACAGUCU